Oncorhynchus tshawytscha (Chinook salmon) is the source of this 2703-nucleotide messenger RNA. Its product is annotated as mucin-2-like. The record is from RefSeq and is a predicted model, not a curated record. The transcript is spliced from 9 exons. Bases 1 to 2703 code for a protein of 900 amino acids. NCBI's taxonomy places the organism in Eukaryota, Metazoa, Chordata, Actinopteri, Salmoniformes, Salmonidae.
AUGAUGCAGCUACUACGACAACCACAGCUCCUACAACUCCAACUCACCUACCACAACAUCCCCUUCGACAACUGUAGCUCCAACAACGCCAAUCACAACCGAAGGUCCUACUACCAUUUUAACUCCUACGACAACCACAACUGGAGCACCUACAGCAGCCACAACAACAACUGUAGCACCUACGACAACAUAUUUUUCGACAACUGCAGCUCCAACAACUGUAGCUCCUACAUCGCCAAUCAAAACUGCAGGACCUACUACCAUUGUAACACCUACGGCAACAUCCCCUUCGACAACUGUAGCUCUUACAACGCCAAUCAAAACUGCAGGACCUACUACCAUUGUAAGUCCUACGACAAACACAAAUGUAGCUCCUACAGCAACCACAAUAGAAGCUUCUGCUACAACAACUGUAGAAACUACGACUACCACAACAACAUCCCCUACGAGAACUGCAGCUCUUACUACAACUACCGUAGCUCCUACGGCCACUACAACUGCAGCAGCUCCAACAACAACUAUCACUACAAAUGCAGCAGCACCAACUGUAGCUGCAUCCACAACCACUACUGCAGCCCCUAUGGCAACAACAACUCUAGCUCAUACAACAACAACGUUAUCUACAAUAGUAAGCACAACAGCAGCUGCAACGACAACCACUGCAGCUUCUAUAACAUCUACAACAAGCGCAACAAUACCACCUACGGCAACAACUACAGCUUCUACUACGACAAAAAUGCUCCUACAUCCACUACAACUGCAGCAGCUCCAACAACAACUGUGGCUGCUUCCUCAACCACUACAGCAGCCCCUACUGCAACUAGAAAUGAAGACCCUUCUACAAUAACCACAACAACAUCCCCUACGACAACUGCAGCUCUUACUACAACCACCGGAGCUCCUACGGCCACUUCAACAGCAGCAGAGCUUACAACAACAACUGAAGCUGCUUCCACAAGCACUACUGCAGACCCUACUGCAACCACAACAGAAGCUUCUUCUACAACAACUGUAGGAACUACGACCACCACAACAACAUCCCCUACGACAACUGCAGCUCCUACUACAACCACCGGAGCUCCCACGGCCACUUCAACAUUAGCAGCUCUUACAACAACAACUGAAGCUGCUUCCACAAGCACUGUAGCUGCUUCCACAACCACUACUGCAUUACCUACUGCAACCACGACUGCAGCUUCUUCCACAACCACUACUGCUGCCCUUACUGCAACCACAACUGAAGCUUCUUCAAAAACAACUAUAGCACCUACGACAACCACAACAAUCUCUCCUUCGACAACUGUAGCUCCAACAACGCCAAUCGCAACCGAAGGUCCUACUACCAUUUUAACACCUACGACAACCACAACAGCAACUGUAGCCGCUACAACCACUACAUUUGGAGCAGCUCCAACAACAACAACUGUAGCUGCUUCCUCAACCACUACAGCAGCCCCUUCUCUCUUACUACAACCACCGGAGCUCCUACGGCCACUUCAACAGCAGCAGAGCUUACAACAACAACUGAAGCUGCUUCCACAAGCACUACUGCAGACCCUACUGGAACCACAACAGAAGCUUCUUCUACAACAACUCUCCUGCUACAACAACUGUAGCUCCAACAACGCCAAUCACAACUGCAGGUCCUUCUACCAUUUUAACUCCUACAGCAUCCACAACAGCAGCUACUACAGCAACUUUAGCCACUACAACCACUACCUCUGCAGCAGCUCCAACAACAACUGUCGCCGCUACAACCACUGCAACUGCAACAGCUCCGACAACAGAAACUAUUCAACUGCAUCAACUGUUGCUCCUACGACCAAAACUGCAGCAGCUCCUAUAACAACAACUGUAGCUGCUUCCAUAAACACAAAAGUAGCACCUACUACGUCAAUCACAACUGCAAGUCCUACUGACAUUUUAACUCCUUCGACAAACACAACUGUAACACCUACGACAAUCACAACAACAUCCACUACAACAACUGUAGCUCCUACAAUGUCAAUCUUAACUGCGGGUCCUACUACCAAUUUAACUCCAACGACAUCCACAACUGAAGCUUCUAAAGACAUCACAACUGUAGCUCUUAUGCCCCCCACAAUUGCAACUUCAACUACAACUGUAGCAUCACCUACAACAACAACUGCAGAUGCUUCCACAACCACAGGUGCAGCACCUACUGCAUCAAUCACAACUGCAAGUCCUACUGACAUUUUAACUCCUUCGACAAACACAACUGUAACACCUACGACAAUCACAACAACAUCCACUACAACAACUGUAGCUCCUACAAUGUCAAUCUUAACUGCGGGUCCUACUACCAAUUUAACUCCAACGACAACCACAACUGAAGCUUCUAAAGACAUCACAACUGUAGCUCUUAUGCCCCCCACAAUUGCAACUUCAACUACAACUGUAGCAUCACCUACAACAACAACUGCAGAUGCUUCCACAACCACAGGUGCAGCACCUACUGCAUCAAUCACAACUGCAGGUCCAUCUACCAUUUUGACUCCUAAGACAAUCACAACUGCAGCAACUACAGAAAUCACAACUUUUAUUCACAACUGCAGGUCCUACUACCAUUUUACCUCCUUCGACAACCACUACAACAUCCACUACAACAACUGUAGCUCCUACAAUGUCAAUCUCAGCUGCAGGUCCUACUACCAAUUUAACUCCAACGACAACCUCAACUGA